AUGCCCGCACUUGCAGCCCCCGUUAGGUCGCUUCCCACCCUCCAGAAACUUGGAAGCACGGUCGACCGUAACCUUGACGCUCAAGCCGUUGCUAAAGAAUGGUUCCUAGGCUUUGCGGAUGCUAUGGGUUCCGGUAAUUGUAUACGAAUUGCAAGUCUGCUUCUCGAGGAUGCCUUCUGGCGUGACAUGCUGGCUCUCACCUGGGACUUCCAUACGUAUGAGGGAAGAGACACCAUCCAACAGUUCAUUGCUGAUCAGCUGCCGAAGUUUCAACCCUCUGCAUUCAGGAUUCGCAGUGACCUUAUACGACUAUAUGUGCCCUACGAUGACAUCGUAUGUAUUCAAGCCUUCUUCAACUUCGAGACCAUGGUGGGGUAUGCGUCGGGUAUUUUCCGACUUGUUCCCUUGGCAGAUGGUUCGUGGAAGGCGCAUACCGUAGGUUUCCCUGAGAAGAUUGGAGCCCUGAGAAACCACGAACCAUACCAUAAAAAGUGGACUGAAUCAAGGGAGAGAGAACGUGAAUUCCUCGAUGAGGAACCUCGUGUCGUUAUUAUAGGGGGCGGGCAGAGCGGAUUGACUGUUGCCGCGCGUUUGAGAGCGCUUGGUACCAAAGCUCUCGUGGUCGAACGAAACAGACACAUAGGGGAUAAUUGGAGGAACCGAUACGCGGCUCUUUUGCAUGACACUGUAUUGCCACUGCUGAAGGUUAGCCUAGGGUAUGACCAUUUCCCCUACAUGCCAUUCCCUUCCUUGUGGCCGGUUUACUCACCUGCAGCUAAACUCGGGGACUGGCUCGAGACCUAUGCUCAGUCUCUUGAACUAAAUGUGUGGACGUCUGCCAAGGUUACCUCGGUCGAACCGGGCGUGCAAGGAAAGAAGUGGGAACGUAUUUUCCAUGUCAAUCACGUCGUUUUUGCUUUGGGCUUCGGAAGUGGUCUGCCCAACAUACCCAACAUUACUUGUCAAGCGGAGUUUAAGGGCCAGAUUCUGCACUCGAGUCAACACAAGCGGGCAACGGAUCACCUAGGGAAAAAGGUGGUAGUCGUUGGUGCAUGCACAUCAGCCCACGACAUCUGUGGCGAAUACGUUGCCCAUGGAAUCGACGUUACAAUGGUCCAGCGAAGUUCAACCUUCGUAAUGUCAGCGAAAGAGGGGAUUCCAAGACUGACAGGUGGGCUUUACCUCGAGAGUGGUCCCCCUACAGACAUUGCCGAUCGCAUAAGCGCAUCAUUUCCGACCUUCCUUCUUAAACUCGUGCACCAACGAGUGGUGAAAGACUUAGCUGAGGCCGACAGAGACAUCUUGGAUGGCCUCCGCAAAGUGGGAUUCAAGUUGAACGUGGGAGAUGACGACUCUGGUCCUUUCCCGCUAAUUUGGAAAAAGGGUGGGGGUUUUCACUUUGACGUUGGGGCAUCGCAACAGAUCAUCGACGGGAAAAUCAAGCUAAAAAGCAACGGGAGUAUUACUAGGUUCACACCGAACGGAUUGUUAUUUGAGGACGGUUCAACCCUUGAAGCGGAUGUAGUCAUCUUGGCCACUGGCUACGCGGAUGGGCGUAUUGCGUAUCUCCAGUUGCUACCAAGUCACUUGCAUGAUGCCGUUCAACCCCUUUGGGGCCUCGACGAGGAGGGAGAAUUGUACUCCGUAGCCCGCGAAAUCGGAGGACGAGGUCCCCAGGCUGCGAAAGUCGCUGGACUAUGGGCAAUGUUAGGCAAUUUGGCCAUGUGUCGUUUCCACUCCAAACAUGUUGCAUUGCAAAUCAAGGCUUAUGAAGAAGGCAUAUUUGGCGAGCGGUACUGA
Pisolithus orientalis is the source of this 1800-nucleotide messenger RNA. Its product is annotated as FAD/NAD(P)-binding domain-containing protein. NCBI's taxonomy places the organism in Eukaryota, Fungi, Basidiomycota, Agaricomycetes, Boletales, Pisolithaceae. Bases 1 to 1800 code for a protein of 599 amino acids. The record is from RefSeq and is a predicted model, not a curated record. The transcript is spliced from 13 exons. Gene Ontology annotation, molecular function: flavin adenine dinucleotide binding; N,N-dimethylaniline monooxygenase activity; NADP binding.